AACAUAAAACUUAAUUUAUAUUGCAUAAGCUAUUUACAUAAGCUGAAAAAAAACUAGGCCAAACAGAGCCUAAGAACUAGAGAAAGUAUUAAGUUUGUAGAUUCGUUGAAUAAAUGAUAUAUAAAUCCUUAUUCAAUGAAUUUAAAAAUAAAUAUUUUUUUUAUACAUGUAAAUAUUCUUAUUCUUAUAAGACAUCAUGAUUAAAUUAAGGUAAAGAAGUUAAAGAAAGAAAAGGAAAUACCCUUGGGGGUAGGUGUAGGAUUGACCGAACAACCUUACAAACUCACCAUCCCCUUCAAGACUUGGCAUUGUCACAUUUAACACCACUUGCAUUCUCCAACUAAUAUAUAAACCCCUUUAACCCCUCUUUCAUUUCUCAGCUUGAGGUUCCCUUCUUCAAAGAGAACACCAAGCUUCAAAGUGGCAAUUAAGUAAUUUUUCAUUUUCUAAAUAAUAAUUAUGCAUACCCUCGCUUCACCUUCUUCAACUAACUAUCUGAACCGGAUUCGUCCCUCGUUAAACCGGUUCGGUCCAACUCAAACCAGAGGAGUAGUAACCGUUAAAUGUGGUUACGGUUUCGAUUAUGCGAAUUUCACGCAAGGUUACGGCGUUGGUUCAAGCCGAGCCGAUUGGCAAAGCUCAUGCGCAAUUUUAGCCAGCAAAGUUAUUUCACAGCAAGAUAACGGUCAUAACAACUCCGGCAACGGAAAUGAAAACAACCACGUCAGCGCCGUUAACGGUCAUAACGCCUCCGUGACGGAUCUUCAACUUGUUCCUGUCAGCAACAACAAGUUAAUUCAACCAAAGCCGUUAACCAUCACCGACCUAUCUCCAGCUCCGAUGCACGGCUCACAGUUACGCGUCGCUUAUCAAGGCGUUCCAGGCGCUUACUCUGAAGCCGCCGCCGGAAAAGCUUAUCCGAACAGUGAAGCCAUGCCGUGUGAUCAAUUUGAAGUUGCUUUUCAAUCGGUUGAACUCUGGAUCGCCGAUCGUGCUGUUUUACCGGUGGAAAAUUCACUCGGCGGUUCGAUUCAUCGAAACUACGAUCUCCUCCUCCGUCACAAACUCCACAUCGUCGGAGAAGUUCAACUUCCGGUUCAUCACUGUCUUCUCGCUCUCCCAGGGAUCCGAAAAGAGUAUCUCACACGUGUGAUUUCGCAUCCACAAGCAUUAGCACAGUGCGAAAACACGUUAACAAAACUCGGUCUCAACGUAGCGCGUGAAGCCGUCGACGAUACCGCCGGAGCAGCGGAAUAUAUCGCAACAAACAAUCUCCGUGACACGGCGGCGAUCGCGAGUGCACGCGCUGCGGAACUUUACGGUUUAAAUAUCCUUGCUGAUGAAAUUCAAGAUGACCCGAAUAACGUGACCCGAUUCGUUAUGUUGGCCCGAGAACCCAUAAUUCCGCGAACGGAUCGUCCAUUUAAAACGAGUAUUGUUUUCGCGCAUGAUAAAGGAACUUCAGUGCUUUUUAAAGUGCUUUCAGCUUUUGCUUUUAGAAAUAUCAGCUUAACUAAGAUUGAAUCUAGGCCUCAUCGUAGCCGUCCGAUUAGAGUUGUGGAUGAUGAAAGUGAAGGAACUGCAAAACAUUUUGAGUAUAUGUUUUAUAUUGAUUUUGAAGCUUCUAUGGCUGAAGUUAGAGCACAAAAUGCACUUGCUGAGGUUCAAGAAUUUACCUCUUUUUUAAGAGUUUUAGGGAGUUAUCCUAUGGAUAUGACACCAUGGAACUCUCCUUCUACUUCUCAUAGGGGAGAUUAAUUACAAUUUAAUUUAUAAAAUAAAAUUUAUAUAUAAAUGUGGUUUGUGAUUGUUAAUUGUGUUAUAAAAUUACAAAUUUGUGAAGGGAAAACAAGAUCACAAAUUGUUUCAUUUUUUCCAUUUUGUGUAUAUUUUUUCAUUUUGCC
Messenger RNA from Trifolium pratense (red clover), 1904 nucleotides. RefSeq names its product arogenate dehydratase 3-like. The transcript has a single exon. Gene Ontology annotation, cellular component: cytoplasm; chloroplast. NCBI's taxonomy places the organism in Eukaryota, Viridiplantae, Streptophyta, Magnoliopsida, Fabales, Fabaceae. Bases 460 to 1758 code for a protein of 432 amino acids. The record is from RefSeq and is a predicted model, not a curated record. Gene Ontology annotation, molecular function: prephenate dehydratase activity; arogenate dehydratase activity. Gene Ontology annotation, biological process: L-phenylalanine biosynthetic process.